Molecule: messenger RNA, 1451 nt
Organism: Solea senegalensis (Senegalese sole)
Lineage: Eukaryota; Metazoa; Chordata; Actinopteri; Pleuronectiformes; Soleidae
Gene: trmo
Product: tRNA methyltransferase O
Exons: 6
Coding region: 45-1298 (417 amino acids)
Source: RefSeq, a predicted model, not a curated record
UCACGUGUGUCGUUACACAGCGGUGUGCCCGGAGCCGCGGGCACAUGUUGGACAGUGCAGUUCGAGCCAAUCGUAAACACAUGGUAUCCAUUCAGUCUGCUGUGUCAAAGAUUGGACCUGGCGAGGGAAAGAAAAACCAGACACCACCUUCACUGUUACCACCACCACCACCACCAUCAUCCUCGUCAUCACAGUCAGCCUUAGAACAAGGAAACAUCCGGACGGUCCCGAUCGGUUACAUCACUUCCUGUUUCUCGGUGAAAAAUGGGACGCCCAGGCAGCCCACCAUUUGUGGACCCUCGCGAGGAGAACUGCGCAUCCAGCAGAGCGUUUUCACUAACCCACAGCAUGCUCUGGUAGGACUGGAGCAAUACUCUUAUGUUUGGAUCAUCUUUCUCUUUCACAAAAAUGGACACCUGAGCUCCAAAGCUAAAGUGAAGCCUCCUCGACUGAACGGGCAGAAAGUUGGCGUGUACUCCACACGCAGUCCACAUCGACCAAAUGCUUUGGGUUUGACUCUGGCUAAACUUGAUAGAAUUGUAGGUGACACCGUACAUCUGUUAGACAUUGACAUGAUUGAAGGAACCCCAGUACUUGACAUCAAACCCUACAUCCCUGAGUAUGACUCUCCUCAGACCAGGACUCGUAUGGACAUGGAGGCAUAUGACCUAAAAACACACCAAACUGCUGAAACUACAACGGAGGAGUCAAAGCUCUCAAACAUCCAUCAUUAUGACGACAUUGAGAUUCAGUUCUUAAAAGACAAAUCUGCAGGUGAGAUUCCUUCAGUUGAUUCACCCGGAGUCGGUGACCUGCACACUGUUCUGGAGGAGGUCAUGACUUAUGUGUCCCACCGUGACCUUUUCCAAAACGAGGACCAAGUUUCAGACUCUUCAGUAAGCAAACCCUCAGAGACAGCAGUGGACCGCCCCUGCUAUGGAGAGGAUGCCUUCAGUAGCAUAGCUGGCUGGAUCAGGGAGCCUCCUGUUUCCAGUCUGGAGGUACGCUUCACUCCUCAUGCUGAGAGGGAGCUAGCAGAAUUCCUUCCUGCACAUAUAUCAGGACCCUUUGAAAGUGUGAGACCCAGGUUCAAGUUUCUGCGCAGUCCAGAAGAGGCUGCUGCUGCCAUCAGAGGGGUUCUGUCAGCAGACCCACGCUCAGUGUACAGGAGGACACGCUGCAGGGACAGACUCUUCUUUUUCACCCUGGACACAGCUGACAUCACCUGCUGGUUUGGACAGGACUUUGCUGAGGUCCUGCAGGUCCGACCUGUCGAGAGCCAGAUUGCCUCCAUGUAAGAAAUCACGUCACAGGAUUCACAAGUCCGUAAAUUCUCCUCCACCUCAACAUUUCCAGGUUAUUUUACAACAGAUAUGUAUUUCAGGUGUACAGAGGGGAAAAAAGACAUACAUCAGAUUCUGUAUAGGUUGAUUAAAUAAGAGAAAACAAUG